This is a messenger RNA of Rubroshorea leprosula, 657 nucleotides long. The record is from the annotation of a GenBank genome assembly. NCBI's taxonomy places the organism in Eukaryota, Viridiplantae, Streptophyta, Magnoliopsida, Malvales, Dipterocarpaceae.
GUGUGAACGGAUUCUUCCCAGUCUGCCCGACACCAUAAGGUCCGAACCCAAGCCCCCUCAAAGGUACCUGAACCCCAGUCUAGGGUUUUAGCUUCAGCCGACCAGAGAGAAAUCAGAGAGCAGCAACCAUGUUUCCAGGAUUUGUCAUGCGCAAACCAGACAAGGCUGCCGCCUUGAAGCAGCUCAAGGUUCACGUCGCCCUGUUUGGAGCCUGGGUCGCCGCGAUUCGCAUCACCCCUUACGUUCUUCACUAUUUCUUCGAUGAAAGUGAAGAGCUCAAGCUCGAAUUGUAGAUCCCUGUUCUCUGCCUCUCAUUCCUCUCAGCGGGUUGGGAGGCGAGGAUGUGGCUUUGGGAUGGUAAAGAGUUAGCAAGUGUUUGUCUACCUUUUAGCCUGUUAAGAUGCGAGGCCACUAUGUUGUCACAUUAGUUUUUGUUUCUGCUUUGAUCUGUUUGAGAUGGAAGGCUAUACAGUUUUUAAGGAUGGUUGUCUAUAAUUGAGUAUGCUAGUAACAUAUUUUAAAGCAUACUUUUGAUAUGUCAUGUUUUCAUAACAGUAGUAGGCCCUUUAUAUCUUGAACUCGCAAAUAAAUUUUGUGGCUUUUAACUUUCCAUUUUUCUUUUAAAUCUGAACUACAAAAUGAACAAGACAGUAGAUU